AUAUUCAGCUGUGAAAACGGAACGAUACUUUUACGGUGCUUUUUCACAGUCUGACACUUUUAAAGCGUACAACUCCAUCUCACUGCGGUUACAGGGGUAUUUGAGGGGAUAUUUGUUUCAUGUCAACUUUUACUUAGCCUUUUAAUGUCACCGUUUGUCUCAAACAGCGCGCGGUAGCUGCUUCGACGGGACGCCCUGGAAGUUUCUGGGGAAAAAAAACUAAAGCUAUUCCCGGUGCAGAAGUUGAGGGGAGACGGUAAACUUCCUCCGUGAGCUGCCACGUCUGAACCACGGCACCACUUCCUGUAGGACGUAGCUAUAAAAAAAGGACGGCAGCGGAGGAGGAGAGGGAUACACGAGAAUUAAUUAACGAUCUACCAUGCUGCCCAGGCUUCCUGUCUACAUCCUAAUUUCAGUGCUAGUCCUUCUGGUGCAGGGCUGCACUGCUGAGUCAUCCAAGAAGAGCUCUCCACCCCGCCCGCCCCCUCCUCCUCCUGGUGACCCCAGCUGGGCCCUCGGCCUGCACCUGUACCGGGCCCUUCGCUCCGACCCGAGCUCCGUGAACACUCUCUUCUCCCCUCUGCUUCUGGCCUCCUCACUUGGAGCGCUGGGCGGCGGCUCCGCGGGCACCACCUCCAGCCAGCUCCAAGGCCUCCUCAGGACCCCGGCCUCGGCCAAGGGCGGAGCCGGUGCUGCCAAGCUCCUGUCCGGGGCGUUGAAGAGCUUCACCGCGGCCAACGGUACCAGCUUUCGCCUGCAUGCGUCCUCGGCCCUGUUCUCCAAGCAAGCUCCUCCGGUCAGCCAGAAGUUUGUGAAGGAGAGCCAGGCCACGUUCAGGCUGCAGCAUCGGCCGCUGGGUAAAGGAGACUCCAAGGCUGACCUGAAGCAGCUCCAUGGCUGGGUGAAGGCUGGGCUCGGUGGGCUGGAGGGAGCUCCUUUAGCGGCUGAAGUAAAGCCCAAGGCUGGAGCUCUGAUACUGGCCAAUGCCCUGCGCUUUAAAGGGCUGUGGGAGAGAGAGUUCACAGAGGGGACCACAGAUCACCGUACCUUCUUGGGGAAGAAAUACACCAAAGUGACGAUGAUGCACAGAGCAGGUCUGUUCCGUCACCACGAAGACGUGGAAAACAUGGUGCAGGUUCUGGAGGCGCCUCUGUGUGAGGGCAAGGCCAGCGUGGUGUUCCUGAUGCCCUUCCACGUGGAGAAUCUGGCCAGGUUGGAGCAGCUUCUGACCCUUGAGCUGCUCUCCAAGUGGCUGGAGAAGACCAGUGUCACCAGUUUGUCCAUAUCGUUGCCCAUGGUGAACAUCACCAGCACACUCAGUCUGCAGGAACAGUUGUCCGCUCUGGGCUUGACCGACGCCUGGGACCAGAAGGCGGCCGAUUUCUCCGAGGUGUCGGACAAGAGCAAGGGGAAACUCCACCUGGGCGGAGUCCUCCAUUGGGCUGCCCUGGAGCUGGCCGCUCAGGCUGGGAAAGGUGGCGCAGAUCCGGAGGAGGAGAUCAUAGGAAAGCCCAAGCUGUUCUACGCCGAUCACCCCUUCAUCAUCUUUGUCAGGGACAACGCCACCGGAGCCCUGCUGCUGAUGGGAGCUCUGGACCACGCGGAGGGAGAGGCCCUCCAUGAUGAGCUGUAAUACCCAAAAAACCUCGAUCCCUUCUUCGGUCUUUUUUAUUUUUUUGUGUGUGUGAUUCUUACAAACUCUGGUUUCCAUGUCGAGACAUUGUCAUUCACCGUGGCACACUAUCAACAUCAGACUACGGCUGGCUGUCACACAUUGACACUGAAUAGUCUCGCGCUGACUGACACUGACACCGCCAUACCUGACACUGGCACAGUCGCACACACACACACACAUACACACACACCGACACCUACAUGGCAUACAUAAGAACGCAGUACAAGACGGUACUAACGGCGACGGAUACAGCCAAAAACACCAACUCGGAGAGACUCCCUGCGUUUCGUUUCUCCCACGCAAGUGCGCCCACACACAGUCGAGGCCUCGCUGAUCAAGUCGACACAAAACAAAAUGACAAGAAAGCAGCGACAAACACCAACAUGCUGACAGGCAGAAGUGAUUACAGUCACUCAACACUUACAACAGCAUCUACAGAAGAAGGUUAACUAAUAGAGACUCGCCGUGACACUUGAAUCCUCCCCACCAGGCCAGAUGUGCGUGUAUGUGUGUGUGUGUGUGUGUGCGUGUGUGUGUGAGUGAGUGCGUGCGCGCGCGCGUAUACGUACAUGCGUGGUGCCGACAGAUCAAGGGUGGCCACGCGGCGGCUCUCGGAGCUGGUGGGGACCUGCGGCGGGGUCCCCUGGGCUACAUCAGAGGAAGACUGAUGGAUCAGCCAAGUGCUUAUUGAUGAGCCAGCUUAAUGCUAAUGGCCGUAAUGAGUCAGAACGCUUGUCAACAACACGGAGAGGACGGGGAACCUUUUAAUCUCUUAAUACCAUCAGGGAUCAUUGCCGCUGGAAAACGAAGACAUGACUGACAUCGCUUGACUUAAAUGUAACAACUUAAUGUUUAGGAUGAUUACAGCCAUUCAAAGAGGUAUUGAUUUUCAUUUGUGUAUCUUUUUUUUUUUUUUCAAAGCUCCUGAGGGGGUUGUUGUAUGUGAACGAACUAGAGUAGCUACUGCUCAAGUGUAUCAUUGAUAUUUGACAUGGUGCAUUUAAAAAAAUUCAAAUAAAUAUUUCUAUUUGAUACAAACUAAUCAAUCAUCAAAACAUGUACUUCUGUCCUGAGCCGAUUUGGUGGACGUUGUGUCUCAAGGGUGUAUAGAAGCAGAUGUAAAGCAUCCGCUAUUGAAUUUUAAGAGGCAACACAUGGUAGGCUCGCAGUGCCUAGACAGUGCAGCAACAACUUCAACACACUCUCCUAAUGCUUCCCAACAAUCAAACGUAAAAUGUGUAUCCUGCAUCUUAUGUGUAUUGAUGUUUUAUUGCUUUUGUGUCGUUGCUUGCGCACACAAAACAAUUGCCGUAUUCAGCAUG
This is a messenger RNA of Anarrhichthys ocellatus (wolf-eel), 2997 nucleotides long. It is a transcript of the gene serpinh2, whose product is annotated as serine (or cysteine) peptidase inhibitor, clade H, member 2. Gene Ontology annotation, cellular component: endoplasmic reticulum. Gene Ontology annotation, biological process: negative regulation of endopeptidase activity; collagen fibril organization. The record is from RefSeq and is a predicted model, not a curated record. The transcript is spliced from 5 exons. NCBI's taxonomy places the organism in Eukaryota, Metazoa, Chordata, Actinopteri, Perciformes, Anarhichadidae. Gene Ontology annotation, molecular function: serine-type endopeptidase inhibitor activity. Bases 380 to 1633 code for a protein of 417 amino acids.